AUGGACUCCCUCAUUGCCCGAGCUGAUGCGCUUGGCCCACCUCGCAAGGGAAAGCAUAAUCUAAAAUCGCAAAACGGAACAAAAAUCAAACCUGAAAAUACCGCUCAUGACCCAACGCUCGCCUCUGUCUCCGCGAACACUCGUGUACCAAAGAGUUUAUCUAAUAACCUAGAUACAGACGUUAAGGAGAGAAAAAAAGCGGCGAGAACGGGGAGAUAUGGUCAUAUACAGGAUCUCAAGCUGCGUGCGCACCUCAGUAAGAUGGACCAAGGCCACAAGGAGUGGCAGGAAAAGAUGAAAGACGUGGAAAUGCUCAACGUCGGCGAGUCUGGAGGUCUCCAAGCGGAGGGAGAACUGGAAAGGACGUGGAAAGUUACGCAGGCGGAGAUUAAAAGCGCUGUGAGCCUUGAAGACGCACAAAGUCGCGCCGAAUGGAAGCUGGACGGUGGUCCGUACGCUUGCCGUUACAGUAGGAAUGGAAGGCAUGUUGCCAUCGCGGGCAGAAAAGGCCAUGUCGCGACCUUUGAUUGGCAAACAGCCACGAUACACGCAGAGUUGCAACUAAAAGAGACGUGCAGAGAUAUCACGUUCCUCCAGGAUCACACCAUGUUUGCAGUCGCUCAGGCAAAAUACGUCUUCAUGUACGAUAUCAACGGUGUCGAGCUCCACCGACUAUCGUCGCAUACUGAACCAACAAGGCUUGAAUAUCUUCCGUACCACUUCCUCCUCACUUCCGUAUCCCAAUCUGGCUUCCUCAAAUAUCAAGACAUCUCUACGGGACAGACGAUUGUCGAGCACCGUACAAAGUUAGGCACCUGUCGAACCAUGUGUCAGAAUCCUUGGAAUGCCGUCAUUCAUCUCGGACAUCAGAACGGGACUGUUACGCUAUGGACACCCAACAGUUCGACGCCUCAUGUCCGCCUUCUUGCUCACAUGGGUGAAGUCACUGGAGUUGCAGUGGAUGGGAGCAGCUCUGGUCGGUAUAUGGCCACCAGUGGCGCAGACGGUCGCGUGAAAGUAUGGGACUGUCGAAACUGGAAAGGCUGCCUGCGACAAUGGAACGUGCGAACGCACCCAACCAGUGGCGUGAGAGGUGCUCAACUUGAUUGGAGUCAGAACGGUAUGCUAGCGGUGGGAUCUGCUAGUGGCGUUAAUAUCUUCAAGCAGCCAGUCAUCACGUCUUACCACGCUCCGCUCGCCAACCCGCCGUUGUACAUGACCCACCCGACUCCUCGCUCCCAUAUUGCCUCCCUUCGAUUCGUUCCACACCGCGAUCUACUAGCCGUAUCUCAUUCAUCUACAUCCACUAGCCCAGGAGCAGUGUCCCACGACCACUUUAUCUCUACCAUUAUCAUCCCAGGAAGUGGGAACCCCAACUACGACACGACAGAGGGCGGCGAUCCAAACGAGGGUGGCAAAGGCAGAAGGGAACGAGAGGUUCGAAGCUUGCUUGAAAAGUUGGAACCAGGCACUAUAACCAUGGACCCAGAAAUGCUGGGUGGGAUGAGGGAGGCGUCGAAAGUGGACGAAACGUUGGUGCACCGGAAACAGUCUCGAUUGCAACGUCUAAAGGAAACUGGCAAGGCGGACGAAAGCGAGGUUCCUGGAGAUGAAGAGGCAGAGGAUGAGGAAAAUGCGUCGGGACCACUAGAUAAGAAACGCAAGAAAAAGAUGAGGGGCAAGGACAGGAGCAUGAAGCGAUAUCUACGCAAGAAAAGGAAGAACGUGAUUGACGUCGCAACGGUUUCCAUCCGAGCUAAACUUGACAAGCAGCGGCAAGAGAUUAAAAAGGCUCGCGAGUCUGCUGCAAAAAAGGCGGCCGGUGAAGACGUUACUGAGAGAAAGUCUGCGCUGGAUCGGUUUAAAGUCUGA
Serendipita indica DSM 11827 is the source of this 1872-nucleotide messenger RNA. The record is from the annotation of a GenBank genome assembly. Lineage: Eukaryota; Fungi; Basidiomycota; Agaricomycetes; Sebacinales; Serendipitaceae.